GCCACGCAGGGAUAACACCGGAAUUUCUUAUAAGCACUAUCCUAUUUGUACCCCGUGACGAGCCCCCCGCCACACAUCACCACCGGACGCUCACCACCAACCUCAGCGCACCAAGGGUAGCCAUGGCUUCAUCGGUGGCCGCCGCGACGAGUACAUUCCUGGGUACCCGCCUGGCGGACCCGGCGCCGCAGAACGGGCGCAUCGUUGCGCGGUUCGGGUUCGGCGGCGGCAAGAAGGCGGCCCCCAAGAAGGCGGCAAAGUCGUCGUUCGUCUCUGACCGGCCGCUGUGGUUCCCCGGCGCAGUGGCGCCGGACUAUCUGGACGGUUCGCUCGUUGGCGACUACGGGUUCGACCCGUUCGGCCUCGGGAAGCCCGCGGAGUACCUGCAGUUCGAGCUGGACUCGCUGGACCAGAACCUGGCCAAGAACGUCGCCGGCGACAUCAUCGGCACCCGGUUCGAGAGCGCCGACGUGAAGUCCACCCCGUUCCAGCCCUACAGCGAGGUGUUCGGCAUCCAGCGGUUCCGCGAGUGCGAGCUCAUUCACGGACGCUGGGCCAUGCUCGCCACCCUUGGCGCGCUCUCCGUCGAGUGGCUCACCGGCGUCACCUGGCAGGACGCCGGCAAGGUGGAGCUGGUGGACGGGUCGUCGUACCUGGGGCAGCCGCUGCCAUUCUCCAUCUCGACGCUCAUCUGGAUCGAGGUGCUGGUGAUCGGCUACAUUGAGUUCCAGCGCAACGCGGAGCUGGACCCGGAGAAGAGGCUCUACCCCGGCGGCUCCUUCUUCGACCCGCUCGGGCUGGCAGCGGACCCGGAGAAAAAGGAGCGGCUGCAGCUGGCGGAGAUCAAGCACGCGCGCCUCGCCAUGGUCGGCUUCCUCGGCUUCGCCGUGCAGGCCGCCGCCACCGGCAAGGGGCCACUCAACAACUGGGCCACCCACCUCAGCGACCCGCUCCACACCACCAUCUUCGACACCUUCUCCGGAUCCUCUUAAUCCCGCCAUUGCUCCGUCCAACGAUCGAAAUUUGUUCUUGCAUUAACUGUGAUCUCUAUCGGCUGGAGAUGGAUGAAACAGUGCGUGGUUUGAUUUUGCGAUGAGUGAGAGGGUAUGGGAAAGAUCGAUCCUUUGUUAAUGGAGGUCUGGUUAAUUAGGAGAGCUGCUGGGACUUGGCGAUUUGUAAUAUAUGAACCAAUGAUGAAUUAAUGCGUUCACUUGUACAUCUUGAGGCGGUAUACAAUGUACCAUGGUUAAUUUA
Phragmites australis (common reed) is the source of this 1254-nucleotide messenger RNA. RefSeq names its product chlorophyll a-b binding protein CP29.1, chloroplastic-like. The record is from RefSeq and is a predicted model, not a curated record. Gene Ontology annotation, cellular component: chloroplast thylakoid membrane; chloroplast envelope; plastoglobule. The transcript is spliced from 2 exons. Bases 123 to 992 code for a protein of 289 amino acids. Gene Ontology annotation, biological process: response to light stimulus; photosynthesis, light harvesting in photosystem I. NCBI's taxonomy places the organism in Eukaryota, Viridiplantae, Streptophyta, Magnoliopsida, Poales, Poaceae.